Sorghum bicolor (sorghum) is the source of this 2379-nucleotide messenger RNA. RefSeq names its product putative glycerol-3-phosphate transporter 1. Lineage: Eukaryota; Viridiplantae; Streptophyta; Magnoliopsida; Poales; Poaceae. Gene Ontology annotation, molecular function: transmembrane transporter activity. The transcript has 3 exons. The record is from RefSeq and is a predicted model, not a curated record. Gene Ontology annotation, cellular component: membrane. Bases 319 to 1824 code for a protein of 501 amino acids. Gene Ontology annotation, biological process: transmembrane transport; phosphate ion homeostasis.
CUGGUGGCUUCGCAGCACUCGCACCACCCAAACCGAGCUUCAAGACCACCACGACGAGCAAGAAAGAAGCGCACGGGCGGCGGGGGGGCUUCUUUCUCCUUCUCCACGCUACUUCCCCCAUUGCGUGAUUCCGCCGCGUCGCGUCGCGUGUGCAUUUGCGCGGCGCCCAAUCCGUCCCCGGCGCAGGAGCCGCCCUCUCCGAUCCGGCGAAGAUCGGCCGGGCUCUGAAAAAGGGGAAGGAAAAGAAAGGUGGUAAUCGCUGUUGAUUCCAGAAAGGUGUCCCUGCACUGUGCCCUUUCUCAGCAAUCUUGUAUUCUCAUGUCUCACUCUCACGAGAUGACGAGUAGGAAACCUCCUGGUCUUCAGUUACUUGGUGGUGCCGGUUCACUAAGAACAUACCAGACACUAGUCUUGGUCCUUACAUUCUUUGCAUACACAUGCUUUCAUAUGACUCGGAAGAUCACAAGCAUCGUUAAGAGCGCUCUCGAUCCCCAGACGAAGGUUGGAUUCUCCCACUGGGGACGACUGCACAUGAGCAAGAGCAACGCUCUUAACACUGGCUGGUUGCCAUUUAACACUGUUGAUGGUUCAGCAUUACUUGGUGAGAUAGAUGUUGCGUUCCUUGCUGUAUAUUCCAUCGGGAUGUUCUUUGCUGGACAUAUUGGGGAUCGCAUGGAUUUGAGGAUCUUUCUGACAAUUGGCAUGAUUGGCACUGCCAUAUUCACAACUCUCUUUGGUGCUGGAUAUUGGCUGAAUGUCCACAGCUUCUACUAUUUCUUGGUUAUUCAGAUGCUUUCUGGCCUGUUUCAAUCAAUUGGGUGGCCUUCAGUUGUUGCGGUUGUUGGUAACUGGUUUGGGAAGAGCAAGAGGGGGUUAAUCAUGGGCAUAUGGAAUGCACACACUUCUAUUGGGAAUAUAGCUGGCUCACUGCUUGCUGCGUUCCUCCUGAAGUUUGGGUGGGGCUGGUCAUUUGCCGUCCCCAGCCUUAUCAUGGCUCUUGUUGGUUUGAUGGUGUAUAUUUUCUUGCCGGUUAAUCCUGAGGUAAUGGAGAUAGACAUUGACAGUGGUGAGUUUAAUUGUGAGAAGGACGCUGUGAAGGAGCCCCUUUUGGAACCAGGCCAAGAAGUGAAACAUCAGGCAGUGGGUUUCUUAGAGGCAUGGAGGAUUCCUGGAGUUGCGCCAUUUGCUCUUUGCCUCUUCUUCUCCAAAUUGGUUGCAUAUACCUUCCUGUAUUGGCUACCGUUCUACAUCAGCCAUACACGUAUUGGUGGUCAGUACCUCUCUGAUGCUAUGGCUGGCAGCUUAUCAACAAUCUUUGAUGUUGGUGGUGUGUUGGGAGGAGUCCUUGCCGGUCACAUCUCUGAUCGCUUAAAUGCGCGAGCAAUCACUGCUGCAAGCUUCAUGUACUGUGCGAUACCUGCCCUCUUCCUGUACCGCACAUAUGGAAGCAUGUCGAUAAUGUGGAACAUCUCCCUCAUGUUCAUCACUGGAAUGUUUGUGAAUGGGCCUUAUGCCCUGAUCACAACUGCAGUGUCAGCUGAUCUUGGCACCCACAGCUCUUUGAAUGGCAACUCCCGAGCACUGGCCACUGUGACAGCAAUAAUUGAUGGGACGGGGUCUGUCGGAGCUGCCAUCGGACCGUUGCUAACAGGAUACAUCUCAUCGAAGAGCUGGAGUGCUGUGUUCACAAUGUUGAUGGCAGCAGCUCUCCUUGCUGGGCUCCUCUUGACAAAGCUUGUAUGUGCCGAACUAAAAGGAAAAACACCUUCCAACGCGAGCAAGGAUGUCGCCGAUGCAGAAGGUACCUACUCAGAUGAAGUGUAAAUCCAAAGCUGAUUGCGCCAUGGAAGCAGUUCCAGUGAAUGCCUACUAAGAAGUUGACCGGUUGCUGCUUCCCACUGCCUUUCAUGGUGGCUAGCAGUCUGAAGACUGAAAAGGGAAAGAGAUUUGGCUGCUGAGUGACUUGCUCAAAUGCCACUUCAGAUGAUUUUUUGUGUCUGUUCAGGUAUAGAGGCGAUAGAAGGCAAAAGUGUGCGCUUUAGAUUAGUUUUCAGGUUUACUAGAUAGAGGUGAGAACCCCUCAAAGCUCUAGAGCCCAAAUAUAGGCACAUUUUAGGCACCUUGUAUUGUAAAUAUGUUGGGCAAUAAGGUCGGGCUUGUACUGGUUGCACUGCUGCUAGUUACGUAAUUGUAUGUGAUUGUUGUUAGAUCUGGGUAGAUUGAAGGGGGGAUGAACAACGACCCUUCUGUACAAAGAUUAUACCUGAAUGGCCAGCUCUGCAUUUACUUGGAAUGUUGGCCUUCUUUUGUACGUGUAAACAGUGUCAAGAAGAUUCAGAGAACUUUAAAUUGAAGCACCAGGGAAGUGUUGAUUCAAAA